Linum tenue is the source of this 312-nucleotide messenger RNA. The record is from the annotation of a GenBank genome assembly. Lineage: Eukaryota; Viridiplantae; Streptophyta; Magnoliopsida; Malpighiales; Linaceae.
GAACCGACUGGAUCGACGGCCUCCUGGCUGGGCAAAAUCUGUGAAUCUCAGGACACGAUUACACCUACGCCUCCGGCAGGCUCGAGAACCGCACCUUCCUCGAGAACGACAUCGCCAUCAUCAAGCCGACCCACGUCUUCAACGCCGCCGCCGUCACCGACCGCCCUAAUGUCGACUGGUGCGAAUCCCACAAGGUCGAGACCAUCAGGACCAAUGUGGUUGCCUCGGCACUCUGACCCUUGCCGAUGUCUGCCGGGACGACAUGCACCCUCUCGGGUCCGGUAUUUGGUUCAAGGAAGAGGACACUCCUAA